Molecule: messenger RNA, 777 nt
Organism: Venustampulla echinocandica
Lineage: Eukaryota; Fungi; Ascomycota; Leotiomycetes; Helotiales; Pleuroascaceae
Product: PRP38-domain-containing protein
Exons: 1
Coding region: 1-777 (258 amino acids)
Cellular component (GO): precatalytic spliceosome
Source: RefSeq, a predicted model, not a curated record
AUGGCCCACCACCGCGCCGAUGAAAAACGAUUCAUGGACGAGCGCGGCUCCUCGGGGCCCCUCGCUCCCAAUGGCCUUAACCCAGCCACCAUAAUGGAAAAGCCCGUCAGGGAACGAAUAAUCGACAGCUACUUUUGGAAAGACCAAUGCUUCGCUGUCAACGAAGCCGAUAUAAUAAACCGCGUAGUCGACCACGUCAAUUUCAUCGGCGGCACAUACGGGGAUGCGCAAAGGCCUUCGCCCUUCCUCUGCCUCGCCUUCAAACUCCUUCAACUUGCUCCCAGCGACGACAUAUUGCGCGAAUACCUCGAAUUUGGCGGCGAGAAAUUUAAAUAUCUAAGAGCAUUGGCACUAUUCUAUAUCCGGCUGACGAGGCAGGCGAAAGACGUAUAUAAAAUGCUCGAACCGUACCUGGAGGAUCGGAGGAAGUUGAAGAGGAGGACAAGAAUCGGGACUAGUCUUACGUUCAUGGACCAGUUUGCGGAUGAUUUGUUGACGAAGGAUCGGGUUUGUGCUACUACGUUGUGGAAGAUGCCGAAAAGGGAGCUGCUGGAGGAUUUGGAUGUGUUGGAGCCCAGGGUGAGUCCGUUGGGCGACAUUGAGGAUUUGUUGGAGAGUGACCCCGAGGUGGUAGAGGGAAACAAUGGGAGGAGGGCGGACGAUAGUGAGGAAAGUCCAGGGAGUGAGUUUGGGGAGGUUACGCCGGAGCCAGAGGGGAUUCAUGUCGAUAAGGAGAUGGGGGAGAAGGAGAAGGAACAUGACAAUGACGAGCCUUGA